Messenger RNA from Megalobrama amblycephala (Wuchang bream), 930 nucleotides. It is a transcript of the gene knstrn, whose product is annotated as kinetochore localized astrin (SPAG5) binding protein. Gene Ontology annotation, cellular component: kinetochore; microtubule plus-end; centriolar satellite. NCBI's taxonomy places the organism in Eukaryota, Metazoa, Chordata, Actinopteri, Cypriniformes, Xenocyprididae. The record is from RefSeq and is a predicted model, not a curated record. The coding region runs from base 159 to 761 and encodes 200 amino acids. The transcript has 8 exons. Gene Ontology annotation, biological process: mitotic sister chromatid segregation; spindle organization; regulation of attachment of spindle microtubules to kinetochore.
GACUUUUAAAACGUUAUUUUCAGAUCGAUAUUAGCUAAGUGUGGUAAGUGUAUUACACAUUCACACAUAAUUUAAAAUCAUUUUUAAUUACCGUCGAUUUACGACUUGAGAUCUUGUAGUAGAAAAUCGCGUUGCAUUCACGAAAGCUGCAUUCAGUCAUGAAGAGAGUUCAUAUGAAAGACACGGCGAUUUCUGCACAGCCCAGUGUGACAUCCAGAGCCGCACAUGUCAAGAACGACACGGAAAAUAAGAAGAACCAGCACAGGACUCUGAAAGCGCCAACCACAAGAUAUGGGCAACAAAACGAUGUAAGGGAGCAGAAUCGAGUCUUGACUGCAACAAAUGAAGACCUGCAGAGACAGCUUGAAGAAAUAAAGGAAACGAUGACUGAACUGGAGCAGCGAUGCACAGACCUCCAAGGAGAAAAUCGAGAAUUUCAAAAACAGCUGCGAGACUGCCAUGUCCUUCUUGUUGCAGAAAAACUUGACCCAGUUUCAGGGGAAAAGUUGGGUCAGACAGCACAACAGAAGGAAGAACAAAGAAAAGAAGUUAUGACUGUUUCUCAAAAUCUCCUGACUGAGCUGAAACUGUUCGGUGAGACGGCACAAGAGCAUGCGGCAAAUUUACUGGAAGUGCAGAACACCAUGAGGGACCUGACGGAAGCGCAUGAAAAGCUCCAGCAGGAGAGGGCAUUGUUCACUUUGGAUGUGGAGGAAAUGGAGAGAGCUUUGGGAGAGGCAGAGAGACUCUUGAUGGAAUAAAUGAAAGAAACUCUUUCAUUGGCCAUAAAUACUGCAAUGCCAUAUGGCGUUUUCUGAGAUCUGUCAGUCUGAGAAUGAGAACUGGCUGAAAAAAGCAUUCGGAUGAAAGUGUAACAUAUUGUUGCAUUUAAAGGAACAUUCAUCACUCACCAUUUCCAAGCUAUAUUUU